Messenger RNA from Diachasmimorpha longicaudata, 1845 nucleotides. Its product is annotated as leucine-rich repeat-containing protein 47-like. Gene Ontology annotation, biological process: phenylalanyl-tRNA aminoacylation. Gene Ontology annotation, molecular function: RNA binding; protein binding; phenylalanine-tRNA ligase activity. The record is from RefSeq and is a predicted model, not a curated record. The transcript has 4 exons. NCBI's taxonomy places the organism in Eukaryota, Metazoa, Arthropoda, Insecta, Hymenoptera, Braconidae. Bases 117 to 1715 code for a protein of 532 amino acids.
AAUGUAUUGGACCAAAACACACCGUGCCGGUUGUGAUAACCUCCCAAUCCCUCAGACCCAUCAGAUUAAGUUAAUCAGGAAGAUCGGUCAACUGAACGUGACAUCAAGUGUCUACGAUGGACACCACCACAGCCUGGACCGAAGUAUCCCAGAUAUGGAAGGAGAACAGACACGAAUUGGUUCUCUCAGGUGCCAAAGUCUCUCAAAGAAUAGCUGAGAAUGGGUUGGACAAGAAUAUCUUCCACCUCCAGGGAUUGAACUACUUGAACAUCAGUCAUACGUCCCUGGAGACGAUUCCCCAGGACCUCUCGAGGCUGGAGAACCUGACGACUCUGGUCCUUCACUCCAACAUGAUCUCCAACAUUCCAGAGGAAAUAAAAGCCCUGUCGAAGCUGAAGGUCAUCGACUGCUCGAGAAAUCGGCUGAAGGACAUACCACAGGAGCUCUCCAACUUUCCUCAACUCAUGACUGUCAACUUGGGAUCGAACUUGCUUAAGCAUCUGCCCUGUCAGAGGAUGAACAUCAAACUGGCUGCUCUGGACCUCUCUAAUAAUCAGUUCGAGGUGUUUCCAGAUGUUUGUUAUGCUGAGCUGGUGCAUCUGGCUGAAAUCAGGGUCAAUGGGAACAGGAUUAAGGAGAUCCCUGGAGCUAUCAAGGUCCUGCCUUCGUUGAAGCUGCUGGAUUUGGCUGACAAUUGCAUUACAGAUGUACCUGGAGACCUUGCUGAUUGCGUGAAGCUGAAAGAUCUCAACCUAAAAGGAAAUCAACUUCACGACAAGAGGCUCCACAAGCUCGUAGACCAGUGCAGAACAAAACAAAUUCUUGAUUACGUCAGGCAGCAUGGUGUCAAGUCAGAAAGCUCAGCUGGGCAGUCUGGCAAGAGCAAGAAGGAUAAAAAAGGGCGCAAAAACUCGGAGAGCGAACAUUUGAUCAACGACAUCGAGGCAGUCACCCAUCAGCUGACCGUCUUCAGGGUGUCUGAUGACAGCAGAGUCGUCAAGAUUCUGGAGAACGUCAAGUCUGUCAGACCUCACAUCGUCUGUUGCAUCGUUCGUAAUCUCAAUUUCACUGAGGAGAACUUCAAGAAGUUCAUUCAACUGCAGACGAAAUUGCAUGAGGGCAUCUGUGAGAAAAGGAAUGCAGCAACGCUGGCGACGCAUGAUCUCGAUCUGAUUGUCCCAGGAGAUCUGACGUACACAGCAAAGCCACCCAAAGAGCUGAAAAUCAAGCCCCUCAACAGGAGUAAAACAUACUCCGCAGCAGCUCUGUUUCAGCAGCUUCAGACUGAAGCCGAUAAUCUGAGACGUGAGAAGAAGAGGAACGUCUACUCAGGAAUCCACAGAUACUUGUACCUGAUCGAGGGAAAGCCAUCCUUUCCCUGUCUGCUAGAUGCAUCUGAUCAAGUCAUAUCACUGCCUCCAAUCACUAACAGUGAGAUUACGAAAAUGUCGACUAACACCAAGAACAUGUUGGUGGAGGUGACGAGCAGUACUUCACAGCAGAUUUGCAGGAAUGUUAUGGAUCAAUUCCUGAAGGAUCUGCUGCCAAUCGGGAUUGCCACACCCCAGAGCAACGAACAAACCCUUCAACAGUACCACAAACUGGAGAUUGAACAGGUAAAGGGGGUCGAUAUCGAGGGGAACAUGAAGCUCGUCUACCCAUCGCGUACCGAUCUUGUGUUCGAUGACAAGGUAAUCACCGUGGUUCGAGAGUAACGAAUAAAUUCAGUGUGUCAGGAACUUUAUUUUGAAAAUGUAAGUUAACGAAUGUUUUGAUAUAUUUGUGUACCUCAGACCGUCUGCAGAUCAGUUGUGAGCACAAGUUUAAUGAAUUUAUCUCACCUCA